Messenger RNA from Nematostella vectensis (starlet sea anemone), 2913 nucleotides. RefSeq lists its product as uncharacterized. Gene Ontology annotation, molecular function: calcium channel activity. Gene Ontology annotation, cellular component: membrane. NCBI's taxonomy places the organism in Eukaryota, Metazoa, Cnidaria, Anthozoa, Actiniaria, Edwardsiidae. The record is from RefSeq and is a predicted model, not a curated record. Bases 195 to 2246 code for a protein of 683 amino acids. Gene Ontology annotation, biological process: calcium ion import across plasma membrane. The transcript has 15 exons.
AUAUUUGGAACGCCUUGCAAAAAUCUUAUUGAUUGUCAAAUUUAUCUUAUUGAUCAUUUUGAUGCACUACUAGUUUAAAACUUUUCAUACUUAUGCAUUUGCAGACAGGAAUACUACUAACCUUACCGAUAUUGCAAAUCAAGUCGCAUAGUGUCAGCUUGAGUCCAUAGCUCUUUCACGCUUGAACAGCGCAGAUGGCGGCGAGAGAUACCAAAGGACAGUACACUGCACUGGAAAUGAAAGCUAAAGAGUCUGAGAAGGAACAAGCUUCAAGUCAGUCUCACUGGCAGAUUACGGGAAACCUUGAGGAUGAAUUUGAUAAAGACUUUUGGGUCGAGGUAAGAAGGAAGUUUAAAGAAGACAAUGUGAGACCAUGGUCACAUGCUAUGGAUGAGGUCAGGGUAGCAAGAUUAAUCAAGCGCUUCAGAGAUAAUGGCUCAAAACCAGAUGAAGACCCCCUUCUCAUCAUGUGUAGAGACUGGCCCAAGGAUGAGAAGUUUAAAGGGAAGCCUGAACUCGUUGAACAACAGUUGAAAAAAUUUGCUGAGAUUCUGCUUUCUGAUGACAAUGAUAUGAACAAAGACAAUAGAUACGAGAGAUUGAGAGACAUCUCCAAUGAUGAAGAAAAGACCCUCCUUCACUAUGCAGCUGAGCAAAACUUCUACCACUUAGCUUCUACCCUCAUGAAGUACUGUCCAGGGUUACUUGCCCUCAAGACAGAGCCUGUGCUAGCUCCAGUAAAGAAGGCUGCCAUGCUCCCUGUAGAGGUUGCACUGAUGAAAGAGAAUGAUGAUGUGGCAGCGGUCAUGAUCAGGAGAAUGAGUCACGAAAGGAUCCAGAGCUUAUUUUUCUGGAGACCAGAUAAUCCGUUGCAGUCUCCAAGACCAUCUUUGUUCAGUUUCCAGAAAAUCCUAGCAAGUAGUAAAAUGAAGAAAUCCUCUGUGGCCAUCUUAGACUGUAUGGUAAACCCACACUGGCCUUUUCUUCCUGAACGCAAGGGCAACUAUGACUGUGAAGAAGAGGAGGAUGCCAUUGAGGGUGCAUGGGGGACUAUACCAGAUGAUCCUCUAGACUAUCACUUCUUCUACCAUGUGAUUGAUGGGGACUGCGAGGGACGCCCACCAAAGAUCCCAGAUGACGAUACUCCUAAGAAAAUGAUUAAUAACACAUUCUUUAACAGAAAGUCAAGGUCUUGUUUGAAUGUUAUAGCCAAAAGUAAGAAUAUGGAUGCCAUCCAGCACCCAGUUGUUAGAAUGUUGAUAAGUGCAAAGUGGAAAGCUUAUGGACAUUUUAUUUUAUGUAUCCAGGCCCUGGUGUACGUCCUAUUCCUGGGCUUUCUCUCCUGUGCAUUGAUUCAAGGAUCCACUCUUGCUGACCCCCGCAAGUACAUUGGACAUGGUGACAGGGCGAGGGGGUUCUGUGAGGUUGCUGUACUUAUUAUGCUGCUGCUCUACCUGAUAGAGGAGGUCAACCAAAUGUCAAGGGAGCAAGCAGCAUAUUUCAAGGACGUGUAUAACUAUUUUGAUUGGCUUGGUGUCAUCUUCAUCUGGCUCAUGGUGCCACUCAGAGUUGUCAAUCAUGAUGCACAAUGGGUCUUGGCUUCUCUUGGCUACCUUUUUAACUUUUUCAGGAUUUUCAAGUUUUCUAGUGUCACACGAACAACUGGUCUGUACACUAAGACCCUGGCACGGAUUAUCAUUCAUGAUAUUUCCCGCUUCCUAGUUGUGUUUGCAGUGAUUUUCCUUUCAUUCUCUGGUGCUUUGUUCCUUUCUCUUCGAGCCUACAAUAAUCAACAUCUCAUUGGCGGCUUUGAACAGGUUUUGUUAAGUGGUAUUAGAACACUAGCUGAACAGCAACCUAUCUCAGAGGAUUUCUCCAAAUUCAAGUGGCUCUCCAUUCUGCUAAUGAUGUCUUACAUGGGGACGGUGGCGGUGGUUUUACUAAAUAUCCUGAUCGCUCAGCUUAGCACCACAUACACACAGGCCAAGAAGCGUGCCAAGCUCGAAUAUGACGUGGACAGGAUGCUGCUCCUCACGCGCAUGGAGAACUACCCCUUCUUGAACCUGCGUGUUCGUUACUACAAGGAAGGGGACUGGAUUAGCGAAAUGAACUUGGCUAAAGAGCUGCUUGAGUUCAGUGAAGACAGACAUCCCCUUGAAACAAUCGAACAGAAGCUGGAGAUGCUUAGGGGGCUGAUGCGCAAGAUUGUGAAGACCAUCAAGCCUGUCAGUAGCAUUGAGAAAUAAGCACGAAGAGUGACGUCAACUACAUUAGGCACGGAUAGUAAUGUCAGCAUCAUGUAAAGUGUAACGUAUGUUACGAAGAGUGACGUCAGCUACAUUAGGUACAUGUCAAACAGAGAGAUAAGAGCACUGAGGUUGACUUCAGCAGCGUUAUGCACAAAGAGUGACGUCAGCACCAUUGUGCAAAAAUUAUCGUCAGGUACGAAGAGUGACGUCAGUAGCAUAGAGAAAUAAGAACGGAGGAUGACGUCAGCAACAUUAGGCAGGGUUAGUGACGUCAACAACAGAGAGAUAAUGGGCACGUAGGAUGACGUCGUACGCACAGAGAACUAAGCACCAUUCUAGUUUCAUUUUACUGAGUCAGUAGGCAUUGGAUUCUAGAAUUUUAGUAACAAAGAAGUGCCACAGAUCUAACGUAAGAUUGUUGAUAACUCCUUUGGGCCCCUGUCGCUGCAUCUCGUUCUAUUUCUAGUUUGUUUCCAUCUAGUGUUACGAUUGCAAAGGUCUAAGCUUUUGUGUGCUAUGCGUGAUGCCUUCUUUAUACAACUAGUAUUAUAAGCGUCGAAAGAAUAGUUUUAUAUGAUUUUAUUAUCGUAAUUCGGCAUCAAUCAUUUAUGGUAAAGUCUUAAAAUGUUCUCUUUUAAUAUAUAAUAAAUCCUUUUUUAUGGUU